Sphaerulina musiva SO2202 is the source of this 723-nucleotide messenger RNA. RefSeq lists its product as uncharacterized. NCBI's taxonomy places the organism in Eukaryota, Fungi, Ascomycota, Dothideomycetes, Mycosphaerellales, Mycosphaerellaceae. The transcript has 3 exons. The record is from RefSeq and is a predicted model, not a curated record. The annotation marks the transcript as partial.
GACGCACUUCCCCUUGGUGAGCUCUGCCGCAACAAGACAAGCAAUCUGGCAGGCGUAGUAAGGAUCAAAGACAUUCCCUAUGGUACGACUCGCCAGGAGAUGACCGCCUUCAUUGGUCGCAAUGCUCAGAUAUUGCGGCAGCCAGAGGGCUCACCAUAUCAUGCGGUCCACAUCCUAAUGGAGCGCGAGAGUGGUAAGACUAUGGACUGCUUCAUCGAGGUCACGAACCCCAAAGAAGCUGCUUGGGUUGCACGCCAAUUCGGGCGACGUGUCGAACAGAAACGCCCGCCAAAGGUCGGCGACCGCCAGGUCGAGGUACUUUACAGUUCUCAGGAUGAGCUCAUGGUUGAGCUUUUUCCGCGCGCUAAGCACGUACGGUGGAGCAAUGGCGAGCCAGUGGUAGACAGGAGUGAACGCAAGUAUUACGAGGAUAGACCCGCCGCUGGAUUUCAAGGAUUUUUGCACCCAGAAGAGCUGGUUGCGAUGGCGAAGCACGCCAAUCUAUCCGAACGCUACCCAUGGAAGGCUGUCGAAGAGAUUACCGUUCGCGAGCGUCGCGCCAUCUACGACUGCGCAAUUGGCCUCAUGAAGACGCUGAUCACAGACCUUCGACGUGCAAAUAGCAAAUACAGCGCGCUGCUUCCAACGCCAGCUCUGCUGCAAGAGCUUGCUGUUGCCACACUUUCCUGUCCCGGGUUUACAGAAAAGCAGAAAGCAUCGAUU